GAAGGAGGCACAAAGGGAAGGAAAGAGGCCUUUCUGGGGCGUGUAGCAACGACCAAGAGGGUGCUAGCAUGACCACCGACUCGCUCCUGCGAUUCCGUCGGUGACAAUCACACGUUCUGCGUCGACGGGCGUGUCGAAGGGCAGCGUUUGGGUGAGGCGGAUGAGCAGUGAAGCAGUGGAUACAUUCGUCGGCAUACUUUGUUCGUCUGUUUCUGCAGGUACACGAGCACGCGCCGCCAUGGGUGACCAGUCGGCAGCUGACGUAGCAGCUUUGAUCAGAGAGCAUGGACCCACGGAGGAGCGCAUCACCGCCUUCCUUCGCGCGCCAGGCACAUCGGCAGACAAGAUCCGCCUGCUGGCGCAGCUGAUAGAUCAAGACGCCUCACUCCUGACGACGCCCCAGCUGCUGCAGUGUUUCUGCCAGCGGCCGCAGCUGGACAUCAUCGUCUUCCUGCUGCAGCGCGGCGCUCACGUGACCCUGAAUACUCACUUUGGCGAAGGGUCCCCCUUGGCCAGGGCGGUCAACAAUGGCGCCACGUCCGAUACGCUGCGCGCGAUGCUCACCUGGGGCGCCAUGCCGCCCCAUUCUCCGCCCCAUUCUCCGGGGGUGCGGGCGAACGCUGAGCUGCGGUAAGCCCCGACUAGAUAAAGGAAAGAAACCCGAUAGGAGAGUCUGCCAGCCAUCGGCCCCUUUGUGUUUGGUUGCUUGCUUCAGGUACGCGUACGCCAUGUAUAUUCGAGUAGAUCUUGAGCAGGUCAUGACGUCGGUCAUCCACAGCGCCUUCGAGUCCGUGGCCGCCGCCGCCCGGCUGCUGGAGGGCCUCGCCAGCCCCACACACCCCUCCCCCGGCGCCCCCCAGCCCCUCCAGUCCCCAUCAGCGACACCCUCUACGCCCACAUGAUCGCAUCAUUCCUCACGGACCUGACGGCCAUCGAAAUCCAUCUCCCCUUCCGCCCCACCAGCACUACCUUGACGCUCCACAUCCACCAGGCGCUCGUCCAUGCGGUGCGCUCGGCAGCGUCCACGUGCCAUGGGAGUGCCGCACUCGCCGCAGCUGAGCAGCAGCUGCCAGAGAUGCGCUGUUUUGCGCUGAAGGGGCUGCAUGGCCGCAGACUGUGUCUGCGUGAGGUGGUGCGUCAGGCGUGUGUCGAGGAGCUGGACAAGUGGCAGCUGUCGACAGAAGGGGUGCCGCUGCUGUGUAAGCCCUUCGACUGGCAGCAGCUGGGAGGGGUGGAGGGACUGGCGACAGGGGGAGAGCGGUAUGUGCGUCUGCUGGAAGCUGGGAUGUAUCUGGGCAAGUAUCGCAAGUUUGUAGGCCGUAGGAGGCCGCAGAGAGCGAUUGCUAACAUCUUGCCCUCUGCCGGGCAGGGACGCUGAGUAGUUAGGUUUCACCCUCGGCGACCCGUGUGUGGGGAUUGUCUAGAGGUACUUCCAACACCGUAUCGUAUUGAUGUGAUAUAGCUAUCGACAAACCGACCUUUUGUUCGCGCGGUUGGCUGACAUGGAUUCAAUGGUGGCUGACGCGAGUUAUCCGUCAAUGUGUGUAUCACUCGCGUCGAUGGGCCUCGCCGCGAACGCGGCUCGAUGAACGGUUACGAGGGGGGAGGGGCCCCCGAGUAAUGGGAGGCGAUCGGGAAGGGACACCAGGCAAAAUGUCGCACCAAAGUCGAUUAUCCACACUAAACCAGUGAUCGCGAUUGGCCACGGGCUG
Messenger RNA from Vitrella brassicaformis, 1712 nucleotides. Lineage: Eukaryota; Vitrellaceae. The record is from the annotation of a GenBank genome assembly.